CAUUGAACAGCACCCAUGAAACAAUACAAACGUGUUUAACCUGCACGAUGCAGUGCUCUCAAAUAUAAAAUACAUUUUUAUUUUUCAUAUUAAAAAAAGAAACAACUUCCACAAUACGUAACACAGGUAGAUAAGAUUGGUGGAUAAGAUUGGUAAAUAAGAUCGGUUUCACAUGUAAAUAUCGUCCAAUCACAGAUCUCCCAAAAGUAAGGAAAUCGGGGGUGAUCGAUUGGCUGGCCAAUCUAUCGGUGCACCCUACCAUAGAACCACAUUUUGCUGCAGUUAGUUACAUCCCCAAAUCUUUUUGGGCUAUGUUUUGUACCUGUUUUGCUUGUCUAGAGACCAAAAUUUUUGCUCGUUCCUAGUUGCUCAAGCUCAGUCAGACUGAUUAGAAAGUGUCUGUGAACAUCAGUUGUGAAGUCCUGCCACAGAAUUCCAAUUGGAUUUAGGUGUGGACUUUGACUAUGUCAUUUUAACACAUGAAUAUGCUUUGAUUUUAACCAUUUCAAUGUUGCCCUGGUUGUAUUCGGGGUUGUUGUCCUGCUGAAAGAUGAACCUCAACCCCAGUCUUUUGAAGCCUCUAAUGAUUAUUCUUCCACGAUUGCCCUUUAUUUAGCGCAAUCCAUCUUUCCAUCAGUUCUGACCAGCUUUCCAGUCCCUGCUGAAGGAAAGGUAUCCCCACAGCAUAAUGCUGCUAUCAUUUAACUUCACAGUGGGGAUGGUGUUUUCAGAGAGAUGUGCAGUUAGUUUUUGCUAUACAAAAAGUUCAGUUCAGUUUAACAAUAUGCAUUGUUUUCCUUCCACUUGACACUUAAGUUCAUCUUUCGAAAAUCCUUUAAGAUGCAUUGAAGUUUGCUGCUAUAAGGUGACAACAGAUAAAAAAGAAAAGUUCAAGAAAUACUGUUUUUAAUAAUGAAUAUUAGUAAAAAAAAAAAAACAGUCCAUAUGUCUGCAUUUAACAGACAUUGAUUAUUUGUAAUGACUAUUCGUGAAAAAAAACAGUCCAUAUGUCUGCAUUUAACAGACAUUUAUUAUUUGUAAUGAAGGCAAAAGGGGAGCAAACAAGAUUGUGUAACUGAAAUAUGACAGCUGCAGUCUUGCUGUUCAGUGUGGAGAGCGACAUUAAGUAGAUUUACUGUCUAAUCGCAGCAAUUCUCGCGAGACCUAGUACUUUUCGCACCCAAAAAACAGGGGGCGAGUCCACACCGAGAUGAGUUACGUUACGGGUCGCCUGUUCCGUGUUCUUAUUGUUUGCAGAUCUGAUUGAGUAAUCAAUCAAGAUAUAAAGUCCUUCCACCGCUGUCUCUAUCGGUUACCCCCCAGUUUAAUUUUAGUGGCGUGCAAAUAACCGAACCGUCGCUCUGGAAAAUGGGUUCUUUGUAAGUAAGACAGACAGUAAAAAGUUCUGCAGCGCUUCAUUCGCAGAUCUGUGGGACGUCCUUUCCCUUCAGCAACGUCCUCGGUUGAUCUGAAUUCCUCGUCCGCUGAGACGCAUGAGUGGAGUCUAACUGAGUAGGCGUAUUCUCACCGGGAGGGAAAAAGUCGUUUGUUUGCUCUCUGCGCACUCUGCUUUAACUCCAAGGACGAGAGCCGAACAUGGCCUUUCGCCCCAGCCUGUCCGACCGAAACGAAACGGUAAACUACCUGAUGAUGACCGAGAGGGAUCGCUUGGAGACCAUCGACGCAUACGCGUGCCCAACUCUGGAGCUCAGCAGAGCCGUAUCGGUGUCGCUGGGGUUGGACUCACUGUCGUCUCCGCUCAGCGGUGUGAGCCAGUGCCCCAGCAGCGCUUUCGCAGACUUCGACCAAGCGGCCGCUGGCGGCGGAAGCAGUUCCAGCGGAGCGCAGGAGUUGCGCACGCUGGGAAAUGCGAGCUCAGAUGGCAGCAGGCUCGUCCGAAUUGACAGCAGCCUCGGAGUGGACGAAUUUGUGGAGGUGUGCCACGGCUUGCGGCAGGUGAGCUGCGUGGAUCAGUUCACGUCCGGGGAGAUGAAUGGUGCACAAUCUGUGACGCGCGGCUCGGUGAUCUCCAGAUUUGUUUCCAAGGACUCAAGCAUGUUCAUGAACUCAAUAGCGCAGGUUCCCACGACCCCUCAAGUAACUGAGGUUGGACCUCUGAAACCACUCUCUGCCGAGGCGAACCUGUACAGAGAGACCCAAGGUGUGUGGUGCGCAACCGAGCGCGCAUAUGGCGAGCGAUCCGAGCCGUAUGGAGGCGCGUACGACGGACACAGUUUCUUGUGUAAAUACUGCGGACAAACCUCUUUCGGACCCAGGCAAGAGUGCAACUGCGUGUGGUACAGGAGAGGGAAACGGAGCGGUAAAGGUGGCUCGCCAGCUUCCACGGUUCAGGCGUACGGCCAAGUGGAAAGUUACCCAGACGCGAUUCCUCAAGGGCAAAGCACUUUUUCCACUAUCAAGACUGAACCUUCCGUUUGGGUGCACUGUACAGAUCGCAGGUUCAGGCACGAGGAUUUUUUCCCAGGCGUGUUCCUGUCAGACAGGAGAGUGUGUCAGGUGUGCGGCGACGAUGCCUCGGGUUGUCACUAUGGAGCGGUCACCUGCGGCAGCUGCAAAGUGUUCUUCAAGAGGGCCGCUGCAGGAAAGCAGAACCACCUGUGUGCCAGCCGGAAUGACUGCACCAUCGACAAGCUGAGGAGGAAGAACUGCGCCUCGUGUCGGCUAAGGAGGUGCUUCAUGUCCGGAAUGAGCUUGAAAGGCCGGAGGCUGAAGGGAGUCGGACAGACGAGAAGCGGAGAGGAGGAGCAGCAGCCCGCUGCCUGGGGGCAUGGAGAAAGGGAAGGGAAGUACGACGUUGUCUUGGAGCCUGGAAAUGCUGCUGCCAGGGCUCAAGGGCCUCAGCUUUCAGGGAUCCCUCCAGCUAUGCGCUCCUGCCUCUCUCUGCUCACCAUCCUGCAGUCCAUCGAACCUGCUGUGGUCAACGCCGGGCAUGACCCAGCCCAGCCAGACAGCCCCGCCUCUUUGCUCACCAGCCUCAACGAGCUCGGAGAAAGACAGUUGGUGACGGUGGUGCGCUGGGCCAAGGCAAUACCAGGUUUCCGUGACUUGCAUGUGGACGAUCAGAUGUCAGUGAUUCAGUUGUCUUGGAUGGGGGUGAUGGUGUUCGCUUUGGGCUGGAGGUCCUACACGCUCACAAACUGCUCCAUGCUCUACUUCGCCCCCGACCUGGUCUUCAACGACCAGCGUAUGCAAGUGUCCAGCAUGUACGAACACUGUGUGAGGAUGAAGCUGCUCGCCCAGAGGUUCUGCAAGCUGGAGGUUACCGAGGAGGAGUUCCUCUGCAUGAAGGCCCUGGUCCUCUUCAGCAUCAUGCCAGUGGAGGGCCUGAGAAGCCAACGCUGUUUUGACAAACUGCGGACCUCCUACAUCAAGGAGCUGGACCGCUUGGCAAGCCACCACGGGGAGACCACCCGGACACAGAGGCUGUUUCAGCUCACACAGCUACUGGACUACCUUCAGUCGGUUGUGAGAAAGUUGCACCAGUUCACCUACGACCUCUUCAUCCAAGCUCAGUCACUGCAGAUGCGAGUCAACUUCCCAGAGAUGAUCUCUGAGAUCGUCAGUGUUCACGUGCCCAAGAUCCUCUCGGGCAUGGUAAAGCCCAUCCUUUUCCACAACACGGCUUAGAGGUCCCGGCCAUGUCCGGCAAAUCAGAAACACGAGGACGCUUUACGGUUUUACGAGGUGACGGAGCCAUUGAAUUGGACCCUGACAGACGGAGGGAAUGACGCAUUCUUAUAGCGUUUUGUAAUCCAGUAACGUCCAUUCUGCUCUUCUUUCUGCUCACUCCAUCACACACAUCAUAUGGUUCUCUUUUUAUGUGGGGGAGGGGGGCUGAUCACAGCACUUGCAUGCAUUCCUGAACAUCAGGGGCAUAUAAAACCUCUUCAGCUCUUCUUACUGAUUAUUGUCAGCUGAAAGAUAAAGCCAGUACCGUAGUGAGAAAAACAUGUUUGCAGUGUUCUCAUCCCCAAAAGCUUUUCUUCUGUGUGCUGCAGUUUGACAUUUGAACUAGCUUUUCUCCACAAUGAAUGUUAUUGUGUGCACCUGAGAGAGAGAGAAAACUGCUUGAUUGACAGUUAUUAAUAAGGCAGUUGUGACUUGCAUGCUAAGAGGAAAGGCUAUCCUGCCUGAAAGCAUAUAAAAACAUUUUUUAAAGCAGUUCUCAUGUCUUAUAAAACUUGACUAAUAGUUUCAUGUAUUGUUCAGUGUGUUAAAAUGAGCACCUUUAAAGUGCAAGUGACUGCGGUUAAGCUGAUUUUCAGUGUAUAUUUAUGAAAAAAAGUAAAAUAAAUACUCAUGAUGCAAGUAUAAAAUGAUCAGACAGAAAGGUCUCAAAGACUUGUCCAUUAACACUGGGUGACUUUCUAAAAAAGAAGCUUUUUGGAGUGCCAAACACUGUCCAUGUGCAACUUUUUCAAAGUGGAUAUUUCAUACUGCUGUGGAACUUUUCUACUGUUUCCUAAAGGUGUUCUUUGCAAAUGCUUUCUGGUGUGUCGUCAUGUGUUCAUUGUUGCUUCAAUAAUAAAUGUUCAACAAAGACA
Girardinichthys multiradiatus is the source of this 4565-nucleotide messenger RNA. Its product is annotated as androgen receptor-like. Gene Ontology annotation, biological process: male gonad development; regulation of DNA-templated transcription. Gene Ontology annotation, molecular function: zinc ion binding; sequence-specific DNA binding; DNA-binding transcription factor activity. Bases 1597 to 3648 code for a protein of 683 amino acids. The record is from RefSeq and is a predicted model, not a curated record. Lineage: Eukaryota; Metazoa; Chordata; Actinopteri; Cyprinodontiformes; Goodeidae. The transcript is spliced from 9 exons.